Pseudomassariella vexata is the source of this 934-nucleotide messenger RNA. RefSeq lists its product as uncharacterized. The record is from RefSeq and is a predicted model, not a curated record. Bases 208 to 807 code for a protein of 199 amino acids. Lineage: Eukaryota; Fungi; Ascomycota; Sordariomycetes; Amphisphaeriales; Pseudomassariaceae. The transcript has 2 exons.
AUUUUUACCUGUUUUCUCCGUCGCUAUCUCAGGCACUGUGUAAGUCGAAAUGCUUUGCGUUCUUCUUGUACGUUUUCGAGUCAAUGAAAUUAUAGUUUUCGGGUUUCAAAACCUCUCAGGAAUUUGCGGAGCAUGUAAACAACUCAUGUUUGUCGGCCAUCGUCUGCCAUAAUUUCAGUAUCACCACCUCCUCAUCAUACGAUCAAAAUGAAGCCAGGAGAUUCAUACGGAAACGUCGAGUACGAGAAUCUUGCUCAAUCUCAGAAUUCCUUGCCUGGUCCCAAACAACGCAGUCACUCCAGAAUCAUCCCCUUUGGCGCCGGAUGUGUGACUACACUCAUUUUCGCUGCCAUGCUACUUGCCAUCAAGCACGCAGUGUCUGCUCUGGGUUCACCAAUAUCCCCAGCCGAGAUUGAAGCUGAAGAGUGGAACUAUUGCGGCCGAUCUAGUUUGACGGCGAAGGCCCGCGGUUGCGUCAUGGAGCCGCUAUUCUAUGGGUGGAUGCCACCGCAGUGUGUAUUCCCCGAACUGACAUCUGCGCAUCCUGUUUUCGAAGACAGGAAAUUUUACAAAGAUCGCAACAUGACCAUGGAGUUGGCCCCGGAACAGUUGUGGGCUGGAGAAGAGAUUAUGGUGUAUACGCACCGUUAUCACGGAGAGCACUGUUUGUUCCAGUGGAGGAAGCUGCAGUACGCGAUGGAUCACCGCAUGGAGUUCCUAGAUAACAAGACUAUUAGUUUGCACCAUACGACACACUGUGCUGAUCAGUUGUCUGUGGGCUGCGAGGGGCCACAGGAUGUGAACUAGGUCGAGCUCGGGUUCUAUCGGUGUAGGAAGACGGCUUGGUAGUGAUCGUCUUUGGUGAAAUGCGGAAGGUACUCAAGAAGUUAACCUAAAAUACUGAUGUACACGUCUCCAGGGUAUUAUAACCUCC